AUGUUUACGAAAAAAAUUUUUAAGUCUGUGAAACUUUUGAUAAAUUCGGUGAGACGGUACAAUGUGACGGUAGUGGGGGGUGCGAGCGAGCUCGGCCAAGUGGUGAGUCUGUUGCUGCGCGGCGAGCCGGCUGUUACCAAACUGACGCUGCACGACACUGUGCCGCGCACCAGCGGCGUCCUCAUGGACCUCUCACACAUCCCCUCCCCCUCCCUCCUCGCCUGCUACAAGCAAGAGGACAACCUCAUGAAAGCCCUCCUCGACGCAGACAUAGUCCUCGUCACCGGAGGCCACCUACUCUCCCCAGACGUCCCAAAAGACGAUCUCGUCGCCACCAACACCAACUUCAUCAAACAAAUAGCACCCAAAAUAUCCAGCAUCCGACCCAUGCCUCUCAUAGGCAUCGUCACAGAACCCAUACACAUACUCGUUCCUAUGGCCGCCGAAAUAAUGAAAUGCUACGGUCACCUCGACUCAAAGAAACUAUUCGGCGUUACCGGAAUCGACUCGCUCAGAGCGCAAGCUAUAUACGCCGGGAUGCUCAACCUCCAUCCGCAAAAAUGUUCGGUACCAGUUAUUUGUGGGCAUACUGAAAAUACUAUUGUUCCGUUGCUGUCUCAAGCGGAGCCUUCUAGAAAGUUGGACUUCAGACGUAUGCAAGACUUUCUUAGGAAGGUGCGCCAAUCAGAUGAACUAAUUUUAACAGCAAAAUGUGGAUUUGCACCCAGCUUAUCGAUUGCUUACAGUGUUUUAAUAUUCACAAGAGCACUCAUGGCAGCUUUAGAUGGUAAGGAAAAUACAAAGGUCGAUGCCUUCAUCGAAAACAAUGAUUUUGGGACUAGUUACUUCGGGGGUCGCGUGCGCUUGAACCAUGAAGGAGUGGCUGAAAUGGAGAGGUAUCCAACUAUGUCCGAAGGCGAAUGUGAAUUGUUACAAGCAAGCGUUAGUAAACUAAGAGCAGACGUAUUAACCGGCAAAAAAAUGUUGGAAAUGGAAUAA
Molecule: messenger RNA, 999 nt
Organism: Pectinophora gossypiella (pink bollworm)
Lineage: Eukaryota; Metazoa; Arthropoda; Insecta; Lepidoptera; Gelechiidae
Product: malate dehydrogenase-like
Exons: 1
Coding region: 1-999 (332 amino acids)
Biological process (GO): carboxylic acid metabolic process
Cellular component (GO): cytoplasm
Molecular function (GO): L-malate dehydrogenase (NAD+) activity
Source: RefSeq, a predicted model, not a curated record